CUGCCGGCCGGCCGCCUCAGUCCGUGACGCGCGUCCGCGGGGACGGCCGUAUACCGCACAGCGCGAACCCGAGCGCCCGCGAGUGACUACUUACGUACACAUGCGCUCCUUAUACUAUAACUCUCCUUUUAUAGUACGAGUGACGCUUCAAUAAUGCUGAUGGUACAGACCAACACUCAACCCAUGAAGAACAGCAAAAUUAAAGGUCCACCUCCUAUCCCGCCGCGGCCCAACCAGAGCGUCGUCGCCGAGGCCCUAGCGAAAACGAGGAAAGCGGUCGCCGACUCCAAGGCCAGCCUCGUCAAAUCUCGGACGCUGUCUAAGGAUCGGCAAGCCACGACCAAAGCCAAAACGUUAGACCGGAGUUCCGCUAGCCCUUCGUCGGUUUCACCCAAACAGAAUGGUUUGGCUAGAGUGAAAUCGUUCAUUAAAGAUGUCAUCAGCGACCGAAGCUCCUCGUCCGAUGAGAGAAAAUCAAGCGGCCAAAACUCCAGGCGGAGCUCCAGCGAUAGCAGCUCCAUACAAUCCCCAGCUUCGAAUAAGAGAUCCAACGAAUCACUUAAUUCUAAAGCGGUUAAAACAUGUAAACAAAUUUUAGUAAGGUCCUUGUCGACAUCGAAUAAAUUAGAUCAAGACGCUAAGGGUAAAGUCACGAAAUCAUCAAGUUUCGUGGAAAAAACCUUACCUUUGCGUAAAGCACCACCGCCGCCUUUAUCACCAAAACCUAAGUUGAAACCAAUGAAACCCUUACCUGUACAUAGGAAUUCCUUAGAAAGAAAGAAAUCAAUACCAUCGUCUCCAAAUUCCCCAACGACUUCAACUCCCGAUGUAAGUCCGUAUUCGUCGCCAGUAGAUGCUAAACCUCCACAAAGCCCGACGAUAGAAGCACCUUACGCCACGGUAGAGGAAGUUCAGGAAUUCGACGACAGAUUACGAAAUAGCCCGUCAAAGCAAGUCAAUAACCUCCCGGAUACACAAAACGCCCCCGACACUCCUAAUCGUGACGAAACUGUAAAUAAAAAUAACAAUUCACUCGAACGAAAAACCUCUCGCGUCACUGAGAUGCUAAUUUCAGAAAUAAUUGCAAGUAGAAACAAUAAAAAGAACGAAGCUAAUACAGUAAUAGAUAAAGGCAAGGAUUCCGAGAAUAUGAGUAACGGCAAUGAUUCGCCGGGGAUAGUGAUGAAGGAUAUGAAUAACCACGAAAUGUUGAUAUACGAGCUGCAGACGAUGCGCUCGCAGUCGAGCGUGCCAGAGACGUUGGAGCCAAAGGACCCUGUGGUCGAAACAAGUGAAAAGUGUGAUUCUGAGGACUCCGAACAAAACUAUGCUAUGUCGUCAGUGUCAAAUUACGGUGGGAACACAGAUGAUGAGAGUGACCAGGCCUAUGCGUAUAUUGUAGACGAUGAUCUCAAAUCAAGGUUACGCAAACAGUUCAAAGCCAUCAGCACGAUGUCGCUGCAGGGCCUCCCGCCGCUGCCCAAGAGCCUGAGCGGCUUCGCGGACAACGAGCCGGAGUCCCCGCCCGCCGCCCCGCUGGACGACGAGCGGCCCCCCACUGAUCUCGACUCGCAGCUCACCUAUUUGAAAAAAGAAAUGGCGAGCCUCCGUCAGUUGGACCUGUCGCUGCUGUCGGAGCUGUGGUCGCUGAGCGAGGCCAUGGCGUCCUGGCGCCGGCAGCUGGAGCGCGGCCCGAGACUGCGCCCCGCGCCGCCGCCGCCGCCCCCGCCACACUACCUUAGAACUUAAAUCAUCUUUUCAAUCUCCACUAGUUAACACCGUAAGAACAGACAAACACUUGAAACUUUUCUUAGAAAUUUAGAAUUCU
Cydia amplana is the source of this 1828-nucleotide messenger RNA. RefSeq names its product anaphase-promoting complex subunit 11-like. The transcript is spliced from 3 exons. The record is from RefSeq and is a predicted model, not a curated record. Gene Ontology annotation, molecular function: zinc ion binding; cullin family protein binding; ubiquitin protein ligase activity. Bases 154 to 1749 code for a protein of 531 amino acids. Lineage: Eukaryota; Metazoa; Arthropoda; Insecta; Lepidoptera; Tortricidae. Gene Ontology annotation, biological process: anaphase-promoting complex-dependent catabolic process; positive regulation of mitotic metaphase/anaphase transition; protein ubiquitination. Gene Ontology annotation, cellular component: nucleus; anaphase-promoting complex.